Solanum verrucosum is the source of this 1505-nucleotide messenger RNA. Its product is annotated as G-protein coupled receptor 1. The transcript is spliced from 9 exons. The record is from RefSeq and is a predicted model, not a curated record. Gene Ontology annotation, cellular component: plasma membrane. NCBI's taxonomy places the organism in Eukaryota, Viridiplantae, Streptophyta, Magnoliopsida, Solanales, Solanaceae. The coding region runs from base 62 to 1027 and encodes 321 amino acids. Gene Ontology annotation, molecular function: G protein-coupled receptor activity. Gene Ontology annotation, biological process: cell surface receptor signaling pathway; adenylate cyclase-activating G protein-coupled receptor signaling pathway.
AUCAACAGAAGAAAUCUGGACGGAUAUUUGCGAUUUUUAAGUGUAAUCAGAAGCUUGAAGAAUGGCAACUGUAAAAGCAGUGAUGGGGAAUUUGACGGUGGCAGAACGACAAGUACUCACGGCAGUGAACAGCGGAGCAUCAAGUCUCUCAUUCGUCGGUUCAGGAUUUAUAGUACUCUGUUAUUUGCUUUUCAAAGAGCUUCGCAAGUUCUCCUUCAAACUUGUCUUCUACCUCGCUUUAUCUGACAUGUGCUGCAGUUUCUUCAGCAUAAUUGGGGAUCCUUCCAAAGGGUUCUUCUGUUAUGCUCAGGGAUAUACAACACAUUUCUUCUGCCUAGCGUCUUUUUUGUGGACAACAACAAUUGCCUUUACUCUUCACCGAACAGUUGUUAGACAUAAGACGGAUGUUGAAGAUUUGGAGCCAAUGUUUCAUUUAUAUGUUUGGGGAACUUCAGGAGUAAUGACAGUUAUAAGAUCAAUUGCCAAUAAUCAUGAACAUCUAAGUCGGCUGGGCACUUGGUGUUGGGCACAAACAGGACACACAGGAAAGGUGGUACACUUCAUAACGUUUUAUGCACCUCUUUGGGGUGCCAUUCUUUUUAACGGUGUCACCUAUUUUCAAGUGAUACGGAUGCUAAACAAUGCAACUCGUAUGGCAGUGGGCAUGUCAGAGAGGUCAUACCAACCAGAUCCGCGGUCAGACAUGAAGGCACUAAAUCGUUGGGGUUACUAUCCCCUUAUUCUUAUUGGAUCAUGGUUUUUCGGUACAAUCAACCGUAUACAUGACGUUAUUGAACCAGGUCAUAAGAUCUUUUGGCUUUCUGUUCUUGAUGUUGGAAUGGCACAGCUCAUGGGUCUCUUCAACUCAAUAGCAUACGGCCUUAACAGCUCAGUCCGUAGAGCAAUUUACGAGAGAUUGGAUCUGUUACCUGAAUGGUCUCAAAGAUGGCUUCCAAAGAGCUCAAAGUCAAGAGGCCAACAGCAAGACAGUGAAUUAGUCUCUCUAAAGAUUGAAGAUCAGCAAUAACAAUUUUGUGCUUGUACAUUCAUCUCAAUGAUUCUGCCGCCUUUUCAUAAUUGGACCAGAUUGACAAUUGAUAACUGCAUUGUGACAGACAGGGAUGCUCUUCAUUGCUUCAGCCCGGGUUUUGUGCUCACAUACUUUGAUUGAUCCUCCUCUGCACCAUAUGCUAAUUGCUUGUUGCUCCUUUUUGAUUGCUCGAGCGUACUAAUGUACCAACUUUGUUAUUGAUACCGAAGGAUGUUAGCGUGAUCAAUAGAAUACAUAUGAUCUGAUAUUGGCUGAUGCUAAGCCUUCAAGUAUAGGCAAGGCAUAAUAUUUGCUUAGUGAUGUAUCGAAGGAGAGAACAUUUGUUACUGAUUUAUUUGUUGUGUUGAUUCGAUUUACUACAGUUAUUGGCUCUUGCUACUUAUAUUCACUCUCGCUGCAUAGCCUUUCCUUUCCAGCUUGUUUGGAUGUAUAAUAUAAUGUUUGUUUUGAUUGU